This is a messenger RNA of Pongo pygmaeus (Bornean orangutan), 2350 nucleotides long. It is a transcript of the gene POLG2, whose product is annotated as DNA polymerase gamma 2, accessory subunit. Gene Ontology annotation, cellular component: mitochondrion; cytoplasm. The record is from RefSeq and is a predicted model, not a curated record. The coding region runs from base 805 to 2031 and encodes 408 amino acids. The transcript is spliced from 7 exons. Lineage: Eukaryota; Metazoa; Chordata; Mammalia; Primates; Hominidae. Gene Ontology annotation, biological process: mitochondrial DNA replication.
ACGAGUCUCAUUGUUUUGAUGAACCCAUAGAAGGGGGCCCUGGAAGAAAUUACACGUAGGUGGUUUUGUCUGUCACCAGGAGGGUUUAAGACGUGCCUGGGCCCCUUGCUUUAUUUCUAGUGCAUUCCCAGGUGAGGCAGAUGCUGCUGGCUGGGGACUGACCUUUGGAAGCCACUGCAAUAUUUAAAGUGACUGUACCACUACUCUAGUCACAAAGCCUACCGCCCCCCUCCCCGGGAGCUUAAGCGUCAAGUCAACGGCUCUGGGGUUAGGCCUAGGCCACCUGGCGGCAGCAUUUGCCUAGUUAAGAAGGCCUGGGCUUACAAACCAUCGUAAAGGACUAAAACUGUUUAAAUGGAAACCAAAUGCCAAAUUUAGUCUAAAAGUGCUUGAUUGAGGUGUAUAUAGAAGGUGAUUUGGAUAACACUGAAGUAUUUUAAUUUUCCGGACUGCAAAACAGUGGCAGAAGGAAGUGACUCAAGUGGCUACAGCACGGUUAUAAAUAGGUGGGAAUAACCUUUACUGGUGCUUACGAGGAAAUAAAAAGAUCAAUGUGAGGGGAGGGGCGCGACGCGAACGGCAAGCUAGUAGAGAACCACCCGAACCGGCGCCCGCCAUGGUGGGCGGGGGAACGGUUGCGGCCGGAACGCGGACAUGCGCUUCCGGGGUGGGGCCUGCCGUCCGCAAGCACGCUCACCUCCGUUGCGCCUGCGCCCUGGCCUCCCGGGAUUCUGUUAACGGUAGUGGCGGCUUGUUGGGAUCCGCUGAGUGAUGGGAGUGUGUGCUCUUUAACUUCGGAGAGAGAUGCGCUCUCGUGUAGCCGUCAGGGCCUGCCAUAAGGUCUGCAGGUGCCUGUUGUCUGGGUUUGGGGGUCGAGUAGAUGCGGGGCAGCCGAAGCUGUUGACGGAAAGGAGUAGCCCCAAAGGAGGGCACGUGAAGUCGCACGCGGAGCUCGAGGGGAACGGCGAGCACCCAGAAGCCCCCGGGUCUGGAGAGGGAAGCGAGGCGCUGUUAGAGAUCUGUCAGAGAAGGCAUUUCCUAAGUGGAAGCAAGCAGCAGCUUAGCCGGGAUUCUCUUCUGAGUGGGUGCCACCCCGGCUUCGGACCCUUGGGCGUAGAGUUGCGGAAGAACCUGGCCGCAGAAUGGUGGACCUCGGUGGUGGUGUUCAGGGAGCAGGUAUUCCCGGUGGACGCCCUCCACCACGAACCAGGCCCUUUGCUACCCGGGGACAGUGCCUUCAGGUUAGUUUCUGCAGAAACUCUACGCGAAAUCUUGCAAGACAAAGAGCUGAGUAAGGAACAGCUAGUAGCAUUUCUUGAGAACGUAUUAAAAACUUCUGGGAAACUACGGGAGAGCCUUCUUCACGGUGCCUUGGAACACUAUGUUAAUUGCCUGGAUCUGGUAAACAAGAGGCUACCUUAUGGCCUUGCUCAGAUUGGAGUGUGUUUUCAUCCUGUUUUUGACACUAAGCAGAUACCAAAUGGUGUUAAAAGAAUUGGUGAGAAGACUGAAGCUUCAUUAGUAUGGUUUACUCCUGCAAGAACUUCAAACCAGUGGCUUGAUUUCUGGUUACGUCAUCGACUCCAGUGGUGGAGAAAGUUUGCCAUGAGUCCAUCUAACUUCAGCAGCAGUGACUGUCAGGAUGAAGAAGGCCGGAAAGGAAACAAACUUUACUACAAUUUUCCCUGGGGAAAGGAGCUAAUAGAAACCCUGUGGAACUUAGGAGAUCAUGAACUUUUACACAUGUAUCCUGGCAAUGUGUCUAAAUUACAUGGCCGAGAUGGACGAAAAAAUGUGGUUCCUUGUGUUCUGUCUGUAAAUGGGGACCUAGACCGAGGCAUGCUGGCCUACCUCUAUGAUUCUCUCCAGCUGACAGAGAACUCCUUUACAAGAAAGAAAAAUCUUCAUAGAAAGGUACUUAAACUUCACCCUUGUUUAGCCCCUAUUAAGGUUGCUUUGGAUGUAGGAAGAGGCCCCACAUUGGAACUAAGACAGAGACUCCUUCAGCAGUCAUCAUUUCUGUCUGGGUGAUUGAGACCCAGCCCAAACCUGAAUGCGGACACUAAAAAGAUUUAAAGACUUUGAGAGUCCCCCAGCUUUCUGACCCUGGCUUUUGUGGAGAGGUCUGGGAAGAUGGGAGAUAGUGAGCUCAAAGAAGGAGAAGAUAAUGGCUUAUGUCCCACAUUUUCUCCCAGGGUAUGGAAGCUUCCCUAAUACCCUUAUAAGCUAGAAAGCUCCUAGGAUGCUGUAGCUCAGUCACCAUUUAAUAACGUCUGGAGAGAUUUGUGGUUGUCCUAAGAGUGGGAGGGUGCUGCAGGCCUCUCCUGGAGGCCAGGAAUGCUGCUGAACA